AUGAGUUUACCGAUUGAAACAACAACUGGAUGUGACACUAGUGCGUCUUCCUCCUUGACUAAAGAAUUCAAUGCACUGGUUGAAAACACGAAUUUUGAUGAUAAAAUUUGUUUAGAAGAUUUUACACUCAUUCGUGUCAUUGGAAAAGGAUCAUUUGGAAAAGUGACACUUGUGCGCAAGAAAAACAAUAGUAAAGUGUUUGCAAUGAAGAUCUUAACCAAAUCUCACUUGCUGAAGCGAAAACAAGUGGAACAUACCAAGACAGAACGUCGUGUACUUAGUGUCGCAAGUCAUCCAUUUAUUGUGGGUCUACACUAUGCUUUUCAAACUCCAGCUAAGCUUUAUUUUGUCUUGGAUUAUUGUCCAGGUGGAGAACUCUUUUUUCAUCUUUCACGCAUGGGCAAGUUUGACGAAGAGAUGGCGCGAUUUUAUGCUGCUGAACUUGUUGUUGCACUGGAACAUUUACACUCACUUGGUGUUGUCUAUCGUGACUUGAAACCUGAAAACAUUUUACUUGAUGAGUUGGGUCAUAUCAAGUUAGCAGACUUUGGACUGGCAAAAGACGAGGUCACGGAAAUUGGUAGUGGGGCUUUAUCGUUAUGUGGGACACCCGAGUAUCUGGCACCGGAAGUGCUGGCUCGUAAGGGUCAUGGGACGGCGGUGGAUUGGUGGGGACUUGGUAUGGUGCUGUAUGAGAUGCUAACGGGUUUGCCUCCUUGGUACACUCGUAAUCGUCAAGAAUUGUUUGCACGCAUUCGUGAGGCCCCACUCGAGAUCCCCAACUAUUUGAGUCGUGACGCAGCUUCGCUCAUCCAAUCACUACUUCACCGCAAACCCGAGAAACGUCUGGGCAGUCGUAGUGCUAGCGACGUCAAAGUCCACCGUUUCUUUUGCACUGUGGACUGGGACGGUCUGUUAUGGGCUGAACCGCCAUUUAAGCCGUCAAACCCGCAGUCGAAGGAAGAAGGAGACACGUCGAACUUUGACAAGGAAUUUACAGAGCUACCUGUGAGCGGCACACCACUAAGUAAAUCUGCUGGUGGUUCUGGGUUGCCAAAGAGCAUGUUCACAGGCUUUACGUACGAGGCACCGACGAUGUCGUUUGGUUCCAACACAUCGCAGUCGAAGGUCGAUGUGUCGUCUACUCCGUAUAUUUAG
Molecule: messenger RNA, 1158 nt
Organism: Peronospora belbahrii
Lineage: Eukaryota; Oomycota; Peronosporomycetes; Peronosporales; Peronosporaceae
Source: the annotation of a GenBank genome assembly